AUGUCGAGUGAUAAGCAACAAGAUGAGCAACAAUUAAUCAUCAAGGCCAUUUGGGAUUAUAACGAAAUAUUUAAAAGGAGAUUUGGUGAUAGUAUUGUUAAUCAUGUGUAUUCAGGCUCGGAAACAUGUGCUGUUCCUUCCACUGUAGACAAUCCAUCUGCGGAAAGCACUCAUCACGAUAUUGCACAAUUAUUCUUCUACGCCUAUUCAACAUUGCCACAAUUUACUGUUCCUCACAAUGACAAUACUACCUCUUCUCCAAAUAACGUUGACAAAGAAGAGCUGAAUAAUCACUUCAUCUUUGAAAAGGAAAGUUUAAUUGAAAAGAUUGCCCAGCACUACAUUGUUUGUCUCUUCCUUCCUCAUCAACUCAACAAUAGCUUGGUCAACAGAUUAAAAACCAAAUUUCCAACCACUCACCAAAGCAAGGAGAGUGGCAUGAUAUGGAAAACAUCAGCUCCGAGCACUGAAUUCUUCAACACACAGUUGAAUACCAUGAAGACGAAACAUCAAUGGAAAUUGGAUACAAUGAGAAAAUUCGAUACGAGAGUAUUCUGUCGAUUGAAUUGUGAAAGUUUACAUAAUAGCUCUCUAACCUCAGAGGAUCAACUAAAAGACAAGACAAUUAUUCUUAAAACAGCCACUGACAAUUUUGAGGAUUUUUGUAAAUAUUUUGAGAUUACAGUUGAAUUUGCAUCAGGAAAUCGAAUGAAUCCCUCUCUUAGAAAGCAUCUCUUUAAUAUUUACUAUAGACAAGUUCAAUUGGAGAGAGCUGGUGGUAAACCUCUGUCAGAUUAUGUAAUUAUUUUGGAAAAUAAUGAAAUUGCCUCAGCUGGUAUGAUUCUUUAUGGAAAUGAGUUGGAGAGUAAAGAUUACAAGGAGAAUUCGAAUUGUGCGGCCAUCUACAGUAUUGCCACAAGAGAUCAAUUUAGAGGAAGAGGUUAUGCCACCAUGAUUGUUGUUACAUUGAUGGAAUUGGCCAAGUUGAGGGGAUAUGAUCAUGUCAUAUUACAUGCAUCUGAGAGUGGUUGUAACUUGUAUUCCAAGUUGGGAUUUGAAAAGAAAAUUGAUAUUGAUGUUUGUACUAUUGCACUAUUUCUAGAUGAGGAGAAUUAG
This is a messenger RNA of Naegleria gruberi, 1116 nucleotides long. RefSeq names its product acetyltransferase. Gene Ontology annotation, biological process: UDP-N-acetylglucosamine biosynthetic process. Gene Ontology annotation, cellular component: Golgi apparatus; endoplasmic reticulum; endoplasmic reticulum-Golgi intermediate compartment. The record is from RefSeq and is a predicted model, not a curated record. The transcript has a single exon. NCBI's taxonomy places the organism in Eukaryota, Heterolobosea, Eutetramitea, Acrasida, Naegleriidae. Bases 1 to 1116 code for a protein of 371 amino acids. Gene Ontology annotation, molecular function: glucosamine 6-phosphate N-acetyltransferase activity; monosaccharide binding.